This is a messenger RNA of Hibiscus syriacus, 1683 nucleotides long. Its product is annotated as 5'-adenylylsulfate reductase-like 5. Lineage: Eukaryota; Viridiplantae; Streptophyta; Magnoliopsida; Malvales; Malvaceae. The record is from RefSeq and is a predicted model, not a curated record. Bases 493 to 1389 code for a protein of 298 amino acids. The transcript has 4 exons.
CAAGAAAAGAAAGCAAAACGCGUAUUUUCUAUGGUUUUGUUUACCUAAGCAAAUCCUCUUUACACCCACAAAACACGAGGCACGCAUCUCAGCUCAUCAUCAACAACAACACUCUCAUCAAUAUAUAUAUAUAUAUAAGCUUUGAAUUCAACUGUGGAAAUCUUUAAAUUCCUAAAGCCCUGUGUACUUGCUGAAAACCAAGAGCAAUCUUUAGACCCUUCAAAGAAAAAGAAAGAAAGAAGAGAAUUAACAGCCAAGCAACCCGAGGCAGCCAGUGAAUAGAUUAGAUUACCCCAUUUCCAAAAAAAAUAAAAUAAAAAAUAGCCCAUCCCACCUGCUUCCCCUCCCUUUAUCCCAAAAUUAAUUUAUAUAUCUUUCUUUAUUUUUUAUUUGUAUUUCCGGGUUUCAAUUUUUGCCCCCUUUGUCUUCUGGUUGUUGUUGUUGUUGUUGUUGUGAAAUUUAUUGUUUUUGUUUUAUCUAUCAAAUCCAGAAAUGGGUUCUUCUCCAUCUGGUAUUUUGUUCUCCUAUAUUGUAUCUCUUUGUUUAAUAAGCUGCGUUUGGGGUUCUUCUAUUUGCUCGCAUGAAGCUGAUGUGUUCAUUAAUAAUCUUCAUUUUCAAUGCUCUCCUUCGAUUUCUCCAAUCCCCCCUCUCAAGGUGAAUGGGAGCUUCCUGGAUCGAGCAUUGACUUCCGAACAGAGAAAUGGUUACACUUCUGUGCUCUUUUAUGCUUCUUGGUGCCCAUUUUCACGCAGUUUGUACCCAAAGUUCGACAUUCUCAGUUCCAUGUUUCCUCAGGUAGAGCAUCUGGAAGUUGAACAGUCUUCAGCUUCACCGAGCAUAUUUUCGAAGUAUGGAAUUCAUAGCUUGCCGUCAAUUUUGAUUGUGAACCAGACAUCGAUGGUACGAUAUCGUGGUUCAAAAGAUCUCUCAUCAAUCGUACAAUUUUACGAGAAAACAACAGGAUUUCAACCAGUUCAAUAUAUUGCCGAAAGUGAACCAGUUGUAUCAGGAGACGACAAUAGAUACAUGGUACAGUUGUGGAAUGAAACCCCAAUGGAGAUAGUAGAACGGGAGCCCUACUUAGCAUUUGCCUUGCUGUUUCUGUGUUUUAGAGUACUUCUAUCCAUAUUCCCCGAAGUAAUGUCCCGUCUCAAGGAUUUCUGGGUUUCAUACGCCCUGCACUUGAACUUGGAAAUGUUCAGUGAGACGAGCCAAUUGUUUGCACGAGCCCUUCACGUGGUCGACGUGAGGACAGUUUGGACGAAACUAAGGCUAUGCAAAACAAGGAAUUUCCAUCAAGGUGCGAAGAGCGCUCGUGUUUGGGCUUCUUCACUGGCAUCAGUCUCUUUGGGCGAAUCUUCCUCCGGUAGAUCCUCAUUGUCAUCCUAAGUUGGAGCUUUUCUGGAGCUACGCUAAAAUGUACGAAGGAGUGUAACGAUGAGGUAGUGUAUUACAAACUGCGAAUAUGUUUUGGGACAUCGUAAUCCCCGCUUUCGCUCUGUCUCUGAUAUUAAAAUCGGAUCGACACCGAAAUCUGUUGACCUUGUUUGAGUUGUAGGUUCUUGGGGGGAGGAAAUCAAGUAGCAUGUAUAUUUGAGAACAGCCUUUUCUUGUGGUGUGUAUACUCUUUGUUUGUUGGAACAUCUCUUAUAUCCCUGGAAUGUAAGCUUUCUUUUUCUCUUA